AUGAAUCAACAGAAGGCAGGCAAAGCAGAAGCUGCUGCAGCAGCAACAGCAGCAGCAGCAGUAGCAGCAGUAGCAGCAACUGCAGCAGCAGCAAAGUUGAAUAAGAAGAAACAAAAGAGAAAGAGGAGACAACGGCGAGGAAGGAUUCUCCUGCAGCAGCAGCAGCAGCAGCAGCAACAGCAGCAGCAGCAACAGCAGCAGCAGCAGCAGCAACAGCAGCAGCAGCAGCAGCAACAGCAGCAGCAGCAACAGCAACAGCAACAGCAGCAGCAGCAACAGCAGCAGCAGAUGUAA
Messenger RNA from Eimeria mitis, 294 nucleotides. RefSeq lists its product as uncharacterized. The transcript is spliced from 2 exons. The coding region runs from base 1 to 294 and encodes 97 amino acids. The record is from RefSeq and is a predicted model, not a curated record. Lineage: Eukaryota; Apicomplexa; Conoidasida; Eucoccidiorida; Eimeriidae.